Molecule: messenger RNA, 3039 nt
Organism: Cotesia congregata
Lineage: Eukaryota; Metazoa; Arthropoda; Insecta; Hymenoptera; Braconidae
Source: the annotation of a GenBank genome assembly
AUGGAUUUUGGCGUCGAAGCAUUCGACGUGUUUUACGAGGAAAACGAUAAUGAUGCCGAGGUUAUUUCAACGGUGAUAAACUCCGAGAAUAAUGACUUAAAAGCUAAUGUUAGUUCGACUAAGCGUGAGCUUGAGGAAGACCAGGAUGUUAGCAGUAAAAAGCAGAAAGUCGAGUCCAUUUUGGAGGAUAUUAAUUUGGACGAUUUGAUAUCGCAGAUAAAAGUUCAUAAAAUAGAAACAAUUGAAUCGUGUACCCAUGAAGUAGCAGUUCCGCCAGACCACGAGUACAUUCCACUGGAAGUAAAGACAACACCUCCGGCAAAGGAGUACAAAUUUGUCUUGGAUCCUUUUCAGAAGGAAGCGAUUCUUUGCAUUGAGAACAACCAGUCUGUGCUGGUGUCUGCUCACACUUCUGCUGGAAAAACUGUCGUCGCUGAGUACGCGAUAGCAUUAUCUUUGCGUGACAAGCAGCGAGUAAUUUACACAACUCCAAUAAAAGCUCUGAGUAAUCAAAAGUACCGAGAGUUUUACGAAGAAUUUAAAGACGUCGGAUUGGUAACUGGAGACGUAACAAUAAACCCAACAGCAUCUGUGCUAAUAAUGACCACGGAAAUUCUCCGGAACAUGUUGUACCGCGGGUCGGAAGUGAUGCGUGAAGUAGGUUGGGUGAUCUUCGACGAGAUCCACUACAUGAGAGACAAAGAGCGUGGAGUAGUCUGGGAAGAAACGCUGAUUCUUCUUCCUGACAAUGUUCACUACGUGUUUCUAUCGGCGACAAUUCCCAACGCGAGGCAGUUCGUCGAGUGGGUGACUCACCUGCACCACCAGCCUUGCCACGUGGUCUACACGGACUACCGUCCAACUCCCCUGCAGCACUACAUAUUUCCAGCUGGUGGUGAUGGCAUUCACUUGGUAGUUAACGAGGACGGUCAGUUCAAGGAGGACAACUUCAACCGAGCGAUGAGUUGUCUCCAGAAUGGUGACGCUGCCAAAGGUGAUCUCAAAGGCCGGAAGGGCGGACCCAGGGGUGCUAAUGCGGCUCAGUCUAAUAUCUUUAAGAUUGUCAAGAUGAUUAUGGAGAGAACCUUCGCGCCUGUUAUUAUUUUCAGCUUUUCUAAGAAAGAGUGCGAAGCUUAUGCGAUGCAAAUGUCUCAGCUGGACUUUAAUACUGAAGCUGAGCGGAAGCUCAUUGAUGAUGUCUUCAAUAAUGCUAUGGAUGUGCUCAGUGAUGAAGAUCGCAAGCUUCCUCAGGUUGAAAAUGUUCUCCCACUUCUGAAACGCGGCAUCGGCAUCCACCACGGAGGCCUCCUGCCAAUCUUAAAAGAAACCGUAGAAAUUUUAUUCGGCGAAGGUUUGAUAAAAGCUCUCUUCGCAACAGAAACAUUCGCAAUGGGCUUGAACAUGCCGGCAAGAACAGUCCUAUUUACAGCGCCUCGCAAGUUCGACGGCAAGGACUUCCGGUGGAUAACCUCCGGCGAGUACAUCCAGAUGAGCGGCCGAGCCGGACGUCGAGGUCUCGACGAGAAGGGAAUAGUAAUUCUGAUGGUCGACGAAAAAGUCAGCCCGGCUGUCGGCAAGGAAAUAGUCCUCGGAAAAGCCGACCCGAUAAACUCGGCUUUCCACCUGACCUACAACAUGGUGUUAAAUUUACUCCGAGUCGAGGAAAUAAACCCCGAGUACAUGCUCGAGCGUAGUUUUUAUCAAUUCCAGAACCAAGCUUCAAUUCCUAUUUUGUUCAACAAAGUCAAAGAGCUCCAGCAGACCUACGAUGAUUUGGUAGUUGAUAAAUUUAAUCAGAUUGCUCCUUAUCACGACAUUCGUCAGCAGUUGGACCGGCUGAAGGUUGACUACAGAAGUUAUAUUACCAGGAUUGAAUAUUUGUUGAAAUUUCUUCAGCCGGGCAGGAUGAUUAAAAUUAAAAACGGUAAUAAUAUUUUUGACUGGGGAGUUGUUAUUAAUUUUAGAAAAAAAAAUUCUAAAAAUCCAAAAGAAAAUGCGGUUAUUAUCAUCGACAUGCUUCUUCACAUUUCUAAAGAUUCUACAGAGUGCGCGCCGAUGCCUUGCGCAGAAAAUGAGGACGGAGAGUUUGAAAUCGUGCCUGUAAUGCACACUUUAAUUUCUGAGAUAAGCACACUUAGGUUGCCGAUUCCUCAGGACUUAAGACCGCCUGACAACCGCAAGAGCGUCUUAAAAUCAAUAAAGGAAGUGAAGAAACACUUUCCCGACGGGAUUCCCCUUCUGGACCCGCUUAAAGACAUGGGAAUCGCGGACUCGACCUUCGAAGACAUCGUCAAGAGGAUAAAAAUCCUUGAGGAUAAAUUAUACGCCCACCCUCUGCACAAAGAUCCCGGAUUGAGCAAGCUCUACAACGAGUUCCUGCGCAAGGACGAGCUGGGCAGCGAGCUGAAGCAAGCUAAGCAGGAAUUGAAGAAAGCAAAGUCUGUGUUGCAGAUGGACGAGCUCAAAUGCAGAAAGCGGGUUCUCAGGAGACUGGGGUACUGCACUGCUGCUGAUGUUAUUGAGCUUAAAGGUCGGGUUGCUUGCGAGCUAAAUGGAGCUGAUGAACUGCUGCUCACGGAGAUGAUUUUUAAUGGGCUCUUUAAUUCGCUAAAUGUUCCGCAGAUGACUGCGCUGCUCAGUUGCUUUGUUUGCGAUGAAAAGUCCAACGAAAUGCCCAAGAGCACCAACGAGCUCAGUGGCCCGCUGAGGCAGAUGCAGGAGUUGGCCCGCAGGAUUGCUAAAGUUUCUGCUGAAGCUAAUUUGGAGAUUGAUGAGGAUAGUUAUGUUGAAAGGUUCAAGCCUUUUUUGAUGGAUGUCGUUUAUUCUUGGUGCAAGGGAGCUUCUUUCUUUCAGAUCUGCAAGAUGACUGAUAUUUUUGAAGGUUCGAUAAUUAGAUGCAUGAGACGAUUGGAGGAAGUACUGAGACAACUGAUUCAAGCUGCGAAAAAUAUCGGAAACUCGGAUCUAGAAAAUAAAUUCAGCGAAGCUAUCAAGUUAUUAAAACGUGAUAUUGUUUUUGCAGCCUCGUUAUAUUUGUAA